Molecule: messenger RNA, 1394 nt
Organism: Eucalyptus grandis
Lineage: Eukaryota; Viridiplantae; Streptophyta; Magnoliopsida; Myrtales; Myrtaceae
Product: 1-aminocyclopropane-1-carboxylate oxidase homolog 1
Exons: 3
Coding region: 40-1167 (375 amino acids)
Source: RefSeq, a predicted model, not a curated record
GCGAUAAAGCGUCUCUCUCUCUCUCUCUCACAUCCGAAAAUGGUGGGCGCUGACGAUGCACACGACGCCGAUCCGGCGACCUACGACCGCCACCGGGAGCUGAAGCGCUUCGACGAUUCCAAGGCGGGCGUCAAGGGCCUCGCCGACUCCGGCGUCGCCAGGCUCCCCCGCUUCUUCCUCCGCCCGCCGGAGGACAUCGCCGCCGACCGCCCCGGCCCCGGCCCCGGGCCGGCCGCGCCCGCCGCGCUCGAGAUCCCCGUGAUCGACCUCGGGAGCCUCGCGGCGGGGGGCCGGCCGGCGGCGGUGGCGCGGGUCCUGGAGGCGGCGCGGGAGGUCGGGUUCUUCCAGGUGGUGAACCACGGGAUACCGGAGGGCGUGCUGGCCGGGGUGCUGGCGGCGGGGCGCGCGUUCCACGAGCUGCCGGCGGAGGUGAAGGCCGGGUACUACAGCCGGGAGGCGGGGAGGAGGGUGAAGUUCACGAGCAACUUCGAUCUGUACGAGUCGAAGCACGCGAAUUGGAGGGACACUAUGUUCUGCGUCAUGGGGCCCGAGCCGCUCGAUCCUCUGGAGUUGCCUCCGGUCUGUAGAGACAUGAUGAUGGAGUAUUCCAAGCAAGUUAAGGCAUUAGGGAACACCCUAUUUGAAUUGCUAUCAGAGGCGCUUGGUCUGAAACCCGACCAUCUUGUGAAAAUGGACUGCGCAAAAGGGCAUGCUCUUCUCUGUCACUACUAUCCAGCUUGCCCGGAGCCUGAUCUGACCAUGGGCACCACCAAGCAUUCUGACCCUGACUUUCUUACUAUCCUUCUCCAAGACCAUAUUGGGGGACUUCAAAUUUAUUAUCGAGAUCAAUGGGUUGAUGUUCCGCCUGUGGCUGGAGCUUUAGUUGUCAACAUUGGUGAUCUCCUUCAGCUUAUAUCAAAUGAUAUAUUCAAAAGUGUCUGGCACCGGGUGUUGGCAAGCCAUGUUGGCCCUAGAUUAUCUGUGGCUUGCUUUUUCACCCUUCAUCUAUAUCCAACGACGAGAACGUAUGGCCCAAUAAAGGAAAUAUUAUCAGAAGACGGGCCAGCUUUGUAUCGGGAAAUCUCUCUUCGCGAGUUCGUCACAUACUAUGACUCAAAAGGACUAGAUGGUACUUCAGCUCUGACGCAUUUCAGGUUGGCGAAAUAACCAUUUGACUAUUAUGUUGUAUAGCUUGAAUUUUAAGCAAUAACUAGUGGUGGAGUGAUCCACAAAAUAUAUAUAGAAUGAAGAAGGAUGUAAUGAUUAAAACUGUACCAAGAUUUGAGGGCAUGGUUGUAGAUCAUUAUAUACUUCUUUGUACACAAAUGUUUGUUUAUCACUAUAUAGAUGCCUCUAUUGUGCAGUUUCUGCGGCUCUUCUUAUUUCUGCGUACA